AUGGAGUACAAGUCCCCCUUUGAACUUCGACAACAACUCCUAGACACCCCCAGCCCUUCGUCCGCAAAGGGGAGGCUCCGAAGGAAGAGCGGCCCUCCCGCCGUUGGAGCCACAUUGCCGGCCUCUAAUGCAGCAAGCAGCGAGCCAAUUGUGGAGGCGGAUCCCGACGACCCAACCGCCCUUGUCCGCGAAUUACCAGCGCUGGAUAAGCUCAACGCCCUCAAUGCAUCACUGAAGAAUGAGGAGGCUGUGCAGAACUACGUGGAAGCAAGGAACCUAUCUGUUGAAGAAGCUGCGAAGUAUAUCAUGGCGAACGGAAGUACUGGUCAGAAGAUGUCGUUGUUCCAGCGCCUCAAGGAGACCCUGGUUGGGCUGGACAUGACGAGUGUGUCGCAGGUGCUUAUGACUGCCGUGGAUUGCAUGUGGGUGCAGGAGCCUGAAUUGCAGUGCUUUGCCCCAGGUGCUUUAUUGGAGGUGUUGCCGCUGCUGAACAACGCCGUAGCACGUGAGUUGCUCAUGGUGACGAGCACUAUGUUGAGUGUUAAGACAGCUGAGAUACGGAUCGCGUGGAACCAACUUUUCCUCGCCUUUAUUGACUACCUCAACACUAAGCAGCUCGACAACGAUGUGGUCCCGCUUGCCCUCAAAAAGUCAGAGCAUGUAGAACCACAGGAUCAGCGUGAACUUAGUUGUGACCUAAUUGGUGCCGUCUGCCGCCACCUCCCGCGCGACACCGUGGAGCGGAAGCUGAUGAACAAGGUGCUGGCACUCUGCCAGGACACCAAUGUGGGUGUGCGGAGACACAUGUGUCAGCAGCUCGGUAUCGUCGCACGCUCACUGGGUGUGGAGAAGGCGAAGGAGAAGAUCGCCAUGGAGCUGUUUGAGCUCCUCAAUGACGAGGACCAGAGCGUUUCACGCGCAGCGUUCUCUUGUUUAGUUGACCUUGUAGAAUUUUUUGGGCCCGCAUACCGCCGUGAGCACUUGUACCCCAUCAUCAAAGGCUUCAUAUCGCACCCACCGGAGGAGGUAGUAAGUCUCAUUGUCGGUGAAUUUGGUCGCUUUCUCUGGGAAAUAAAAGCCGACAUACAGACAAAUGAGGACGUUAUGCUGUUCGCAAAUUUCUACCAGAACUCUACGCUGAAGGGUGAUGACACGACUCGACACGUGUGUGCAUACAACUUGCCAUCUGUUACUGCUUCGCUUCCCAUAUCUGUGUUUCCCACCAACCUGGCGCCGUGCUGUGAGGCACUUGCCACUGACUCAUGUGAGCCUGUACGCAGAAGCAUUGCUGCAGGUUUGCACGAAUUAGUUUCCCUCCUCGGUGACAAGGCGGCGGUGUAUCUUCGUAAACCUUUUUUAGAACUCUUGGGCGACUCUCAGAAGAGUGUUUUAAAAGCACUUUCUACUCAUACAAAUAUAUUACUUGACUGCUUUGUACAGCAGCUCAAACCGACGGAUCGCGUGGCAUUUUUUUCUAGCACGGAGGAAAUCUUGCUUCGACUUGCUGCACGCGCUGAAAGGGAUUGGCGUAUUAUGGACUAUGUACUGAAAAUCGUUUCUUCUUAUUAUAAGGAGCUGCAGGAGACGACGUUACAUGAGAAGUUUUUACCACUUCUCCUUAAGUAUGAAAGACUCGGAGCGUUCUGUCUGAAGGAACGUUGUGCCGACAUGUGUAUAAAAAUUGCUGCUAGUCUGUCCAACGUGAACAACAAGGUGCAGUUUUUCAGCAAACUAAACAAUGAAUAUGCCCAUAGCUCUUCGUGCCUUGUGCGCCAGAGCUAUCUGCGCUUUGCGAGAGCUACAUGUGAGGUAUUUUCUCGCCGUUUCGUUCGAGAGAGGAUGUUGGACUGUUGUUACGAGCUGCAGCAUGACCACAUGGAGUUGGUGAGGUUAGAAUUAGCGCGUAUACUGCCGUCACUGCACCGCAUACUGGGGCCGGUAGCUUCUGGUAGUGUUGUUGAGGAGUACCAGGACAUGGUGCGCCGCCUGCAGAUGGAUGACAGCAGCGAAGUGAGGGCUGUUACACGUGAUAGCUUGGAAUUAAUGGAACGCCGCGAUCGCGAGCUGAAGCGGGAUGCGGGGAAGGUCAAGAUUGAGGAAGAAAACAGGGAGGACAGACGUCGCGAGCAGGCUGAGGGCCAGUUAUUGGACGUAGCAAAAGAAUUUGAUAAAGCCGAGCGCCGUUCUAAGCUUCGCGACUUGUUAAAAACAGAACGUGAGAAGGAGCAGGCGGAGGCGGUGCGCAAAGCUGGUGUGGGCCGCCGUCCUCUGAAGGGUGCCACAGUGCAUAUUACUUCUCCUCAAGUGGCGCGUUCGAUACCAAAGGCACACUCUCCCACUCUCGCAGGUGUCGCUCGUCACAAGAGGCCACAGCAAUAG
Messenger RNA from Trypanosoma grayi, 2379 nucleotides. RefSeq names its product serine/threonine-protein phosphatase 4 regulatory subunit 4. The transcript has a single exon. NCBI's taxonomy places the organism in Eukaryota, Euglenozoa, Kinetoplastea, Trypanosomatida, Trypanosomatidae. The record is from RefSeq and is a predicted model, not a curated record. Bases 1 to 2379 code for a protein of 792 amino acids.